GCAUCUUGCGAAACGUAAAUCGCGAGAUGAAAAUGCGCGAACGAAUGACAGCUGUAGAGUUGUCCUUGAACGCGCUUCAUGCACUUCAGGCGCCCAGUUCCAGCAACGCGUGCCCAUUUCCAUUAUCAAUGGAUACUAUGGCGCAACUGUCAUUUUUAAACAAUGCACUGGAGAACGCUGAAUUCAUGCAGAGCGUG
Molecule: messenger RNA, 197 nt
Organism: Dicrocoelium dendriticum
Lineage: Eukaryota; Metazoa; Platyhelminthes; Trematoda; Plagiorchiida; Dicrocoeliidae
Source: the annotation of a GenBank genome assembly